UACAAAAAAUAGAGUCACAUUAUAGUGUCAUUUUUAUUUUAUUUUAUUUUUAAAUAAAAGACCCCAAAAGCCUGAUUUAUUAAUAAAAGAGAUAUAUACAAAUGGACUUAGCCCAAAGGUUAAGCCCAUAAAAUCAACAAACGAAAAUUCUAAAAGAAAAAAAAGUAAAACAUAGAAAUAAUAAAGUGGAUGGGACAGUCCUUCUAGAUCCUUUGGUUGCAUCUCUAUCACCAUCCCUCUUCCAUCGAUGAGCUCCACAGGAACUCCCAGCUGGGACCUCUCGAUUGUAUAUCAGCAUCUCUUUUUCAUCGCCAUUGAUGAGCUUUGAGCACAACUAUUGGAGAUCAACUUGCAUCUCCUCCAUUUCAGCUGCUACCAAGAAUUGGAUCUGUGGAGGCAGCAAAUAGGAGCUAUCAACAAUCGAAUACACCACUAAGAACUUUCGAGUCCUGAUUUAGUACCACUUUGGACACCCCUUUGCUCUCACCAGGGGUUGAGGAUUACAUUCCUACACGUGGCUAGUUAAGCUUCCAUCCGGCGGAGUUUUGAUGAUAGUACGGGUCAUUGUUAUUGAUUUGGACUGGUGUAGAGCAGCUUCUGACUCAGAUAUUUGGUGAGCUCCUGGCAUCCGGAGUUGUCGAUUUCCGUCCAUGCCAGAUUAGGACUAAUCUUUACUUACUUUCGAAGACUAUCUGUACUCUUAUUUUAUUUGGAAAAGCCUUGUACUUCCUUUGUGGUUUAGAUGCUCGAUUACUGUUUGAAUCCAGGUCUUGGGGUGGCUUAUGUAUUUGUUUUAGUCAUCCUUUUUCUUCUCAUUAUUACUUACUUUCUUCUUAUUUAUUCACCUUCCACUUGAUACCUUUUGUCUUUUGGUUCUGGGCUAAGGUUUAAGGGUUGAGAUUACCUGCGAGUGGUUGUUAGCAGGUGCCUUCACUUCCUAAGAAAUUAUGUUGGACAAGUUGAUAUCAGAGCUCUAGGUUGACUGGCAUCGUUAGUAUGAGGGGAAUGCCUAGUAGAGUCUUGCGGAUCGGUGCAGAGAUGUUCGUAUCCUUUCUUAGGGAGGUUAUAGGGCAUUUUUAGGGAAUUCUCUUCUUGACUCCUUAUCGUGUGUCCUUAUUUUGAAUAAUCUCUAAGCUGAUCAUUUAGAAUUCAUUCCUUCUUAGAUGGAUAACACAAGUUUCUUGGUGGACACGGUCGGAGCAUUAGUAGGUUGUACCAGAGUUUCAGCAGGUGGCUCUCAGGCUAGUGAUGGGUUAGCGGUUCCUCAACAAGGUUCGUCCUCAGUAUUGGACUAUGUCAUGGAAUUUCUCAAGUGGGAUGGUAAUAACCCCACAUCAUCCCUUAUAGAUAUGAAUAUGAGCCGAGAGUUCAUCAGGGGAUUAUCCUUGCCGCUCUGCUUGGCGUCAGAGCAUUUGAUAUUAGUUGGGUCUAACUUUCCCCAGAUUGUCAGCCAUGUGAGGGAAGUGAAGCAUGCAUGCUUCGAGGCGUACAAAGGUUAUGGUAAUAGGAUAGCAUCCCACUUCAGGGCGAUUAUCACUUCGAUGAGGGGUCAACUUCCUUCUCAAUUCAUCAAUCCCACAACGAUAGUACCUCAGGUCCCAGGAGGUUUUGUGGCAGGAUAUGGGGUUUACAGUAGACAAGGUACAAGUCAGACUUCUCGAGGUGAGCACAUUAGGCCUUCAGGUGUUGGAGCUUAUCCGAUCCCGUUUGGGUCCUUUCAGCAGGAUGUCAUUAGUGCCAGUUGCUAUGAGGCUGGAAGGAAGGUCACUUUGUUAGGGAGCAUCAUAGGGCCCUGGUGCAAUCAGCUAGGGAACAGGAUAGCUAUAGAAGCCAGCCCCAUCAAGGUGUCUCUAGUGCCGGUCCGAGUCAAGGCUAAGUUGGCCGACCUCCAUAUUUCAGCCGAUAGUCAUGGGGGUGUUACGAUUGCAGUUCACUUGACCACUGGUCCCCGUGAGUGCCAAGGCAAGAUUCGAUGUUUUAAGCUCCUCAUACUCACUAGAACAGGGUUGUUGGGCCUUAUCGUACCUGUGGAGAGCUUGACCAUCGAUCUAGAGGUUGUUGUUGGCAUGGGACCCCUGUAUAGUUUGCUCAGCCAAGUCAGUAUCAAGGUUUUAUGCCGCCUCCUGCUAGAGGCAGAGCUCAGAGGGUUGCUAGUGAUUCUUUAGUUGUUUAGGUUGAGGUUGGUCGCGAUCCAUUCCAUGCUUCUACGAGUCGGUCAGAGGCCAAGAAUCCAUGUAUCGGUGAUAUUCCCUUGCUUUUCUCGUUUUGAUUUAUAUUAUUCAUUAGGUGUGAUUUUGGGGUUUUCAUCCCCGUACUUAUCUAUUUGGCUUGUUAGUUAUCCCCUGACUAUUGUGGCUGCCUUAUCUGGAUGUGUGUGUGUGUGUUUUAGCUCAGUAGUUAAAUCUUUUAGUAAUAGAUCGACUAGGUUGAUCUCCUAUUAACGUAGUGACAGUUGAGUAACUCCCCAUACCUUGCCUGGGUGAUAUUAUUUAGAGUUGUGGCCAGGUUAUUUAGCCUUUCCUUCAGUCUCCUCUACCGUUGAUUUUGCUGUGGUGCCAACCUUGGUUGGAUAGGUGGCUAGACCAGUUGUGUUAGUUCUGGGAGUUGUGAUACUAGAGGAUCUAGUUGGCGUUAAG
Molecule: messenger RNA, 2636 nt
Organism: Solanum dulcamara
Lineage: Eukaryota; Viridiplantae; Streptophyta; Magnoliopsida; Solanales; Solanaceae
Exons: 4
Coding region: 1164-2165 (333 amino acids)
Source: RefSeq, a predicted model, not a curated record